ACCAAAUAGAGGUGGGUAAACGGAGAACUGGGACGAAGUAAGUUAGGUUGUUAGAAAGUUAAUGGCUUGGGGGAAAGAGAAGCUCUUCUCGCUUCAGGAGAGUUACAGGAUUUUUCUGAAGUGUAAAUAUAAUAUCUAAAUACAGUCCAACCUCAAAGAAAGUUAACGACAACAUUGCGACUAUUGGUACACAAUUUAGACAGUGAAGUAUGCAGGAUGCAGUAGCCGGGACAGCAAUGCUGACGGACGGUUUCGAGGACGAGAUUGACUCGGUGACUCCGCGUUCCCCUGCCGUAGGAAUGGGGGUCGGGGCCACAUCAGGAGCCGGACUCGGGGGCCUAGGUAUCGGCGUCGGUGGAAAGAAAGUCCGCUUGUUCGGCGAGGCUGGUGGACCCGUAGCAGACAGACUCGAUUUUAAACUCGCUGCGGCCGCAGUACUUUCCUCCGGACAUGGAUCUGGUAGCGACGAAGACGAGGUAUCUGAGGUGGAGUCGUUCAUCCUGGACCAGGACGACCUGGACAACCCCAUGCUGAAGACAGCCUCUGAACUCCUGCUGUCCAGCGCCGCGGAUGGAGCCGACCUCAGGACGGUGGAUCCAGAAACACAGGCCCGCCUGGAUGCCCUGCUGGAGGCCGCCGGGAUAGGUAAACUGUCCACUGCCGAUGGUAAAGCGUUCGCAGACCCUGAGGUCCUCCGCCGCCUCACCUCCUCUGUGAGCUGUGCCCUGGACGAGGCUGCCGCCGCACUCACACGCAUGAGGGCCGAGAACACGCUCAACGCCAGCCAGGCCGACAAUCUGGUUGUUUUCAGCCGGAGCCUGGCGGAGGCGUGCUCGGAUGGCGACGUGAACGCCGUCAGGAAGCUGCUGGACGAAGGCCGCAGCGUCAACGAGCACACGGAGGAGGGAGAAAGUCUGCUCAGCCUGGCCUGCUCCGCUGGAUACUACGAGCUAGCACAGGUGCUGCUGGCCAUGCACGCUAACGUGGAGGACCGGGGCAUCAAGGGUGACAUCACGCCUCUGAUGGCGGCUGCCAGCGGAGGCUACGUAGACAUUGUCAAGUUGCUGCUGGUGCACGGAGCUGACGUCAACGCACAGUCCUCCACAGGUAACACGGCCCUGACGUACGCUUGUGCGGGAGGCUUCCUGGACGUGGUGCGCGUCUUGCUGAAGGAGGGCGCCAAUAUCGAGGACCACAAUGAGAACGGACACACGCCGCUGAUGGAGGCGGCGAGCGCCGGCCACGUAGACGUGGCACGCGUGCUGCUCGAGUACGGAGCCGGCAUCAACACGCACUCCAACGAGUUCAAGGAAAGUGCACUUACCCUGGCUUGCUACAAAGGGCACCUGGACAUGGUGCGCUUCCUGCUGGAAGCCGGGGCCGACCAGGAACACAAGACAGACGAGAUGCACACAGCGCUCAUGGAGGCCUGUAUGGACGGCCAUGUGGAGGUGGCACGGCUGCUCCUGGACAGUGGGGCGCAGGUCAACAUGCCGGCUGACUCCUUCGAGUCACCGCUGACCCUGGCGGCGUGCGGGGGCCACGUGGAACUGGCGGCGCUGCUGAUCGAGCGCGGCGCCAACCUGGAGGAGGUGAACGACGAAGGCUACACACCCCUCAUGGAAGCCGCCAGGGAGGGACACGAGGAGAUGGUAGCCCUGCUGCUGGCACAAGGAGCGAAUAUCAAUGCCCAGACAGAGGAGACUCAGGAGACGGCUCUGACGCUGGCGUGCUGCGGGGGCUUCCUGGAGGUGGCUGACUUCCUGAUCAAGGCGGGGGCGGACAUCGAGCUGGGCUGUUCCACGCCGCUCAUGGAGGCAGCCCAGGAGGGCCACCUGGAGCUGGUCAAGUACCUACUGGCUGCAGGAGCCAACGUCCACGCUACCACGGCAACCGGGGACACGGCGCUGACGUACGCGUGUGAGAACGGACACACUGAUGUAGGAGACGUGCUGCUGCAGACUGGAGCUGACCUGGAGCAUGAGUCAGAGGGAGGCAGGACUCCUCUGAUGAAGGCAGCCAGGGCAGGUCACCUGUGUACCGUCCAGUUCCUCAUCAGCAAAGGUGCGAACGUGAACAGAGCCACUGCUAACAACGACCACACCGUUGUCUCACUGGCUUGCGCCGGUGGUCACCUGGCAGUGGUGGAGCUCCUAUUGGCUCACGGGUCUGACCCAACCCAUAGGCUCAAGGACGGCUCGACCAUGCUGAUAGAGGCAGCCAAGGGGGGGCACACCAUCGUGGUGUCCUACCUGCUGGACUACCCCAACAACAUCCUGUCAGUGCCCCCCCCUGACUUGGCACAGCUCACCCCCCCCUCGCACGACAACUCCCAGGCUCCCAGAGUCCCCUUCCAGGCGCUGGCCAUGGUGGUGCCCCCCCAGGAGCCCGACAGAGCCCCCUCCAGCCUCGUCGCCCCCCCUCCAGUCAUCGGCAAAGGUGUGUCCAAGCAGCGUCUUGGCCCCCUGCAGGCCAGUCCCGGUACCACGGCCAGCCCGGAAGGGGACCCUCUGCCCCCCUUCCACCCGUACCAGCCCCUGGAGUGCAUCGUGGAGGAGACGGAGGGCAAGUUGAACGAGCUGGGCCAGAGGAUCAGCGCCAUCGAGAAGGCUCAACUGCAGUCCCUGGAGCUCAUCCAGGGGGAGCCGCUCACCAAAGACAAGAUCGAGGAGCUGAAGAAGAGCAGGGAGGAACAGGUGAGGGUGCAGAAGAAGAAGAAGAUCUUGAAAGAGCUGCAGAAGGUGGAGCGGCAGCUGCAGCUGAAGACCCAGCAGCAGUUCACCAAAGAGUACAUGGAGGCCAAGGGGCUGAAGGAUGACCCAGGGCAACCCGCAGGGGUGGGGCAGCCCGCAGGGAUGGAGUCACCCGCUGCCGGCCCGGCCAAUCACCCGCACGCCGGGCCCCUGCCCAGCGACCGCGAACAGGAGGUGGAGGGUUUUUGUGACGACGAGGACGGCCCUCCCCGCUCUCCAGCGGGGGAGGAGGGGGAAGAGGAGGAGGAUUUUGAUGAUGAUGAGGAGGAAGAGCUGGACUUUACUAAGCUGCCACAGGUGGACACCAUCCUACACAGGGAGGCCCAGCUACAACCCCCCCCCCCACCCCUGCCCUCCCACACCCCGCAGUCCCACCAGAGCCCCCCUCCACCACCCCUCCAGCCCAGCUUCCCCCCCCUCCAGCCUCUCGCCUCCCAGCAGCAGUCUACAGACUUCGGCUCGGCGGGCUACUCCGACCCUGGGCCAGGGCCAGAGGGCUGCGGUUCCAGCCCCGAGCUGCAGAGGGCGCUGUUGAGCCAGCAGCAGAUGCUGUGUCAGCAGGCAGGGGGGUUCGUCACUCACACCGCCCCUGCUGGGCUCCUGGUGGCCACGCCCGCGCAGACACUCACAGACACGCUGGACGACAUCAUGGCAGCAGUGAGCAGCAGAGUACCUAUGAUGAACACUACCACGUCCCCCCAGCCACCCUCCCAGAGUCCCCCCACCUCGUCUACACCCCCUUCCAUGCUCCCCCUCUACCCCACUGUGGACAUUGACGCUCACACGGAGAGUAACCACGACACGGCGCUGACUCUGGCAUGUGCCGGAGGACAUGAGGAGCUGGUGUCUGUCCUCAUCGCACGAGGAGCCAACAUAGAGCACCGCGAUAAGAAAGGCUUCACUCCUCUCAUCCUGGCUGCCACCGCUGGCCACGUAGGUGUGGUGGAGAUCCUAUUGGACAAAGGAGGAGACAUCGAGGCCCAAUCAGAGCGGACCAAAGACACGCCCCUCUCCCUGGCCUGCUCCGGGGGCAGGCAGGAGGUGGUGGAGCUGUUGCUGCUGAGGGGGGCUAACAAGGAGCACCGUAACGUAUCCGACUAUACGCCCCUCAGCCUGGCCGCGUCCGGGGGCUACGUCAACAUAAUUAAGAUCCUCCUCAACGCCGGCGCUGAGAUCAACUCAAGGACGGGCAGUAAGCUGGGGAUCUCUCCCCUCAUGCUGGCGGCCAUGAACGGCCACGUCCCUGCUGUCAUGCUGUUGUUGGACAUGGGCUCUGACAUCAACGCGCAGAUAGAGACCAAUCGCAACACGGCGCUGACGCUGGCGUGCUUCCAGGGGCGUGCCGAGGUGGUUGGUCUGCUGCUCAACCGCAGGGCCAACGUGGAGCACCGCGCCAAGACGGGGCUCACCCCUCUGAUGGAGGCGGCAUCUGGGGGCUAUGCUGAGGUGGGUCGUGUCCUGAUGGACCGCUGUGCCGACGUCAACGCCCCCCCGGUCCCCUCGUCCAGAGACACCGCCCUCACCAUCGCUGCCGACAAAGGACACCACAGGUUCUGUGAGCUGCUGAUCAUCAGGGGUGCACACAUCGACGUACGGAACAAGAAAGGGAACACGCCACUCUGGCUUGCGGCGAACGGUGGCCAUUUCGACGUGGUCCAGCUGCUGGUGCAGGCCGGAGCUGACGUGGAUGCCGCUGACAACCGCAAGAUCACCCCGCUCAUGGCCGCCUUCCGGAAGGGUCAUGUGAAGGUGGUUCAGUACCUGGUGAAGGAGGUCAACCAGUUUCCCUCUGACAUCGAGUGUAUGAGAUACAUUGCCACCAUCACUGACAAGGACCUGCUGAAGAAGUGCCACCAGUGCAUGGAGACCAUCGUCAAGGCUAAGGAUCAGCAGGCAGCAGAGGCCAACAAGAACGCCAGCAUCCUGCUGAAGGAGCUGGACCUGGAGAAGUCUAGGGAGGAGAGCAAGAAGCAGGCCCUGGCUGCUAAGAGGGAGAAGAGGAAGGAGAAGAGGAAGAAGAAGAAGGAGGAGCAGAAGAGAAAGCAGGAGGAGGAAGAGGAGGAGGAGGAGGAGGCCAAGGGGAAGGAGGUUUCUCCUGAGAGCCAGGAGCAGGACAAGGACUCAGACUCCGAGGGGGAGGAGGACCCCAGCUCAGAGCCAGAGGUUCCCAUCGACCCCCCCAGCGCCACGACCACCACCACCAUCGGCAUCUCAGCCACCUCGGCCACCUUCACCAGCGCCUUUGGCAAGAAACGCCAGGCCGCCGCGGCAAACACACCCAACGCCAACCGCAAGAACAAAAAGAACAAGACCAAGGACCCCUCGGUCAGCCAGCCAAUAAUACUCCAGGAUUCCCAGGUGGCACUGGCGCAGCAGCGGGCUGACAAGAACAAGAUCCAGGGGGAGCCCCGGGGUGGGGGGGCCCCUGGAGGGGGCAGCGACUCGGACCCCCUGGACAGCACCGACUGUACCAGUGAGAGCAGCGGGAGCGGGGGUGGGGGGGGCCGCAGCCAGGACCUGGCCUUCCUCCCCGACCUGCCCUGCUUCUCCUCCUCUUCUUCCUCUUCCUCCUCGUCCUCUGCCCCUCAGACUCUGCAGAAGGCCCCCGUACCGGAGAAGAGGCAGUGCACCUCGCUGCAUGGUUUCCGUGACGACAAGCCCCUGGUCAACGUCUCCAAGCCACACCAGAAGCUUCAUGACAUGCUGAGUGAGCGCCCCCCCAGCAUGCUGGCGACCCAGCUCAAGGCCAUGGCCCUGCCAGGGUGCUCCCCCAGCAGCAAGCCCAGCCUCACCAGCCCCAAGAGGGGCCAGCGCAGGGAGGAUGGCUGGAAGGAGGUGGUGCGCAGGUCUAAGAAGCUAUCCGUCCCGGCCUCCGUGGUGUCCCGUAUCAUGGGGCGCGGUGGCUGCAACAUCACCGCGAUCCAGGACGUGACAGGGGCGCACAUAGACGUGGACAAGCAGAAGGACAAGAACGGAGAGAGGAUGAUCACUAUCAGGGGUGGUACCGAGUCGACCCGCCACGCGGUGCAGCUGAUCAACGCUCUGAUCCAGGACCCGGCCAAGGAGCUGGAGGACCUCAUCCCCCGGACUCACAUCAGGGUCCCGGGGGGCUCCUCCUGCAAGCUGGGCCCCACCUUCCCUCCUACCGCUGGGGCCCUGGCCUCCACAGCCUCCUUGGGCCCCAAGAGCCUGGCCCCUGCCGGCCCCUCCUCCUCUAUCCCCUUCCAGACCUCCAGCAGCCAGCCGGGGAUGAAGCCAGGGAAGGGGCCGGGUGCUGGGGUGAGGCCCCCUUUCGUUUCCCUGCCCCUGGCCUACACCAACCCCCAUCUGGCCCUCCUAGCGGCCCAGACCAUGCACCAGAUCCGGCACCCCCGCCUGCCCAUGGCCCAGUUUGGGGGCACGUUCUCCCCCUCCUCCAGCACCUGGGGGCCCUUCCCGGUGCGGCCGGUCAGCCCCGGCAGCUCGAACGGCUCCCCCAAACACAACGGCAGCGUGGCUCCCAGACCGUCGCCCGCCUCCUCCACCCCCGCUCUCCAAGAUCACAUAAUCACCGCAUCCCCGGCAACGCCCUCCUCGUCAGGCCCUGGCCCUGCCCCCUCCUCCGCCAGGAAGCAGCUGUUCCCCGAACCAAAGACUACAAACAUGGCCGCCCUCGUUUCAGUGGUUGGCUCUGGCCCAGCCCCUCAGUCCAUCCCAGCCCCCCUUAAUGCAGCCCCGAUCACCACUGCCUCCCCAUCCCCCCCGGCGCCCUUUGCCCCCCCAGCCCAGCUGCCAGUCUCCAGAACGGACCCCCCCAGCUCCUCCGCUGCCCCUCCAUCGAGAGAGAAGCCCUCCCUCGACACUGCCGCCCCUCUUAUUGGUGGAGCCAACGAAAGCCCCGCCCCCAUGCACUUCUCGGCCCCUCCCCAAACCGCCCCCCCCUCCCAGCCAGAUCCCCAGAGGAAGCAGCUGCCCCUCCCCUUUCCCCCCAGCGCUGACCCCGCCCCACUCUCUGCCCCGCCCCCCAGCUCCCGGCCACAGCCAGCAGGGGGCAGCCCAGCCAGCGCCUCCACACCUCACUACCCCCCCUCGCCCCAGGGAGCUGGAACCCGCAUGCCACCCUUCUAUCCCCCCAUGACACACCCCCAGGACCUCCCGUCCGUGUACGCCCCCCCCUCGCAGGAACACCCUCUCAAACAUCAACAACAGCAUCACCAUCACCACCUUCACCAUCAUCAUCAACAACAGCAGCAACAAUCAACACAAGCCCAACAGCACUCAGCGCUACAGAUGCCCCCCCCCUCCAUGAUGAACGGCACCCAGAUGCCCCCCCAUGGGCCUAAACCCCAGAUGGCCCCGCCCAGCUACGGCCACUCCCACUCCUCCGCCGCGCUCUUCAACCACAUCAGCAGCAUGUUCGACUCCGCCCAGGGGGGCAGUAGCCAGGUGUGGGGCUCCUGCCAUCUGCCCCCUCGUGCCCCCCCUGAGCAGCCCUACAGUGCCCCCUACCUGGGGGGGCAGGGGGAGAACGGGAUGGGCCCGGACGGCUCCAAGGCCCCUGGGUACCGCUGCCCCUCUCAGAGGAUGGUCCACAGCCCCAUCGGUUUGCACUCUCUGGACCCCUCUUUGAGCUCCAUGUCGUCCUCUGGCCCGUCUCUGACCAGUUUCUCUUCCUCCAUACCUGGCAACCCAGUCUACCUGCAAGGACACGCCCCCCUGGGAACACCUGCCUUCAGCAGACAGCACUUCUCCCCCCACCCCUGGAGUGCUGCUUCCUCCUGUGAGUCUCCAGUUCUCUCUGUGUCAUCUGGUAACUCCUCCCCUCUCUGCGCGUCUGCGGUAACUGCAACCAUGGGCCAAUCCAAGCCCAGUGGGGGUGGGCAGCAGCCCGACCGGAAGGUUCCUCCACCGAUAGGGACAGAGCGUCUGGCUCGUAUCAGGCAGACGGGCGCAGGCAGCCAGAUGAUGCACAGCAGCUACACCCCGUCGGUGGGGCAGGGGGGCAUCUGGUCGUUCAGCCUGGGGGGUGGAUCUGUCCGCCCCUCCUCUUACCCUCCUCCCCCUCCAGAGUCCAUCUCCGGCUGGGCCCCGCCCCUCAUGGCCGGACACGUCAUGCACCCCCACCACCACCAGGGGGAGCCCUCCGCCUUCUCCCAGCACCAGGCCCUGGAGAGGGACGACAGCGGCAUGGUGACCCCUGCCAACAGCUUCCACCAAGGGCAGCACCAGGCCCAGCUCCAGCCCAUCCCCUCUGGCUUCAUGGACUUCCCCAAGGGUCUGCCCAUGUCCCUGUACGGGGGUGCGAUGCUGCCCCCCCACCCCCCCCUGGGGGACGGUCCUGGGGGGCCGGUGUACAACGGCCUCCACGCUGCUGACCCCUCCUGGAGCCCUGUCCUCAAGGUCGUCUCCAACACAGACAGCACCGACCCCCAGCAGGUGUGGCCAGGGACUUGGGCUCCUCAUAUUGGCAACGUACAUCUGAACCACGUCAACUAAACACACACACACAAACACACACACACCUGGUGCUGUAUUGGACCGAUCACAGUACCAGUAACACAGAUAAUAAUAUAGAGAUAUUAACCUAGACAUGUCCCUGACCUGAGAGAGAGAGAGAGAGAGAGAGAGAGAGAGAGAGAGAGAGAGGGGGGACACCAUGCUGAUGUGCCUAACACAGGGAGGGAUGGAGGGCUGCAGCACUCUGUCCACCUGUUCAACAGGAUCCUGUCUGCCUAGCUAGCGUAAGCAUAACCAUGACGUCCACUUCUAAACCUUCCCCUUAAGUUCUCCUCCCCGGCCCUCUGGGGUCCACAGUAGGGUCUGCUACUGUGCUAUUUAUCCCAGCCUAGGCACGACUUGGUGAUAACCGAUACAGAGAGAAAUCUGAACCUUUUAGAGUGGUAUAAACAUGUAUAAUUGUUUACAUACUAAAAAAAGGGUUCAAAUGAGAGUAAAUUUCAUGUUGUGUAGUGGCUCUACUUCACGUAGGCUGUAUCCAUGUGAAAUAUCUACCUUAAUAUUCAAUAAAAAUAUUAAACUGG
This is a messenger RNA of Osmerus eperlanus (European smelt), 8773 nucleotides long. RefSeq names its product ankyrin repeat and KH domain-containing protein 1-like. Gene Ontology annotation, biological process: innate immune response. The record is from RefSeq and is a predicted model, not a curated record. Gene Ontology annotation, cellular component: cytoplasm. NCBI's taxonomy places the organism in Eukaryota, Metazoa, Chordata, Actinopteri, Osmeriformes, Osmeridae. The coding region runs from base 210 to 8228 and encodes 2672 amino acids. The transcript is spliced from 35 exons. Gene Ontology annotation, molecular function: RNA binding; protein binding.